Messenger RNA from Nematolebias whitei (Rio pearlfish), 1914 nucleotides. RefSeq names its product sodium/potassium/calcium exchanger 3-like. The coding region runs from base 22 to 1914 and encodes 630 amino acids. NCBI's taxonomy places the organism in Eukaryota, Metazoa, Chordata, Actinopteri, Cyprinodontiformes, Rivulidae. Gene Ontology annotation, cellular component: membrane. Gene Ontology annotation, biological process: calcium ion transmembrane transport; intracellular calcium ion homeostasis. The transcript is spliced from 17 exons. Gene Ontology annotation, molecular function: calcium channel activity; calcium, potassium:sodium antiporter activity. The record is from RefSeq and is a predicted model, not a curated record.
AUCCGACACCGGAACCGAGCGAUGCUGGAGCAGAGGAGGGUCAGAACCAGGCUGAAAAGGCGAAAGGAGCUGGUUCUGAUCCAGAUGUGUGUGUUCGGAGGCUUGGUGCUGCUCGUGAAGGGAGGUUCCGUCCUGCUGGAGGGUCCAGGUUCUGAUGGGUCGAUGGCGGGCCAGGAGCUGCGAGUGGGCCGGAGGCUGCUGCAGGAUGUGGACAACGGCAGCCUGGAGACGAACGAGACGAAGGAAGGAUCCAAAAACUGCACGGCUCCAGCUCUGCACGAGUUUCCCUCCGACUUUUUCACGAAUGAAGAGAGGACAGAAGGAGCCGUGGCGCUGCACGUUCUGUGUACCGUCUACAUGUUCUGUGCUCUGGCUCUGGUCUGUGACGACUACUUUGUCCCGUCCCUGGAGAAGAUCUGUGAGCGCCUCCAUCUCAGCGAGGACGUGGCCGGAGCGACCUUCAUGGCAGCCGGCAGCUCGGCCCCGGAGCUCUUCACCUCCGUCAUCGGUGUGUUCGUCACCAAAGGUGACGUUGGUGUCGGGACCAUCGUGGGUUCGGCUGUCUUCAACAUCCUCUGCAUCAUCGGUGUGUGUGGCUUCUUCGCCGGCCAGGCGGUGAAGCUGUCCCACUGGGCUCUCCUCAGAGACUCGACCUUCUACACGCUGUCCAUCACGGCGCUCAUCGUGUUCAUCUACGAUGAGAAGGUUUGCUGGUGGGAGUCCCUGGUUCUGAUCCUCAUGUACGCGGUCUACAUCCUCAUGAUGAAGUUCAACGGCAGAGCUCAUCGGUUCGUCGACCGUCGGAAGAAGAGCUCGGUGAAGCUGGGCAACGGGCUGACGGGAAGCACCGAUCUGGACGAAAUCUCGUGUGACGCCACCGCGGUCCUGCUGACGAAAGCUAACUUCCACUGCGCCCCGUCGGUGCUGAUGGUGGACGAGCUGCUGUCGGCGUACCCCCACCAGCUGACCUUCUCCGAGGCCGGCAUGAGGGUCAUGAUGACCAGCCACUUCUCCCCCAGAACCCGCCUCACCAUGGCCUCCCGCAUGCUCAUCGUCGAGAGACAGAGACUGAUCAACACCACAGAGACCCGGGUCAUCACCAAUGGGAACUCAGACUCUGCGAUCCGGGUCCAGGGGAGGCGGGGCUUGGAGAAUGGAUUGGGCGGGGCUGAACAGGUGCUGAAGGGGCGGCGAGGGCUGCAGAGGCUGGAGUCAGAAAACGAGACGGUAAACGAGGACAACGAGGAAGGAGGACAAGGAGACGAGAGGGACGGACCUCUGCUGCCUUUCAAAGUCCCAGGGGGCGUCUGUAACAAACUGAAGUGGCUGAUCAUGUGGCCUCUGGCCCUGCUCCUCUUCCUCACCGUCCCGAACUGUGCCGAGCGGCGGUGGGAGCGAUGGUUCAUGGUCACCUUCUUCACGGCCACCAUGUGGAUCGCCGGUCUGUCCUACAUCAUGGUCUGGAUGGUGACGGUGAUCGGGUUCACUCUUGGCAUCCCUGACGUCAUCAUGGGCAUCACCUUCCUGGCGGCGGGCACCAGCGUCCCAGACUGCAUGGCCAGCGUUAUCGUGGCACGGCAGGGUUUGGGAGACAUGGCUAUCUCCAACUCCAUCGGCAGCAACGUGUUUGACAUCCUGGUGGGUCUGGGCCUGCCGUGGGCCCUGCAGACCCUCUGCAUCGACUACGGCUCCACUAUCCAUCUGAACAGCAGAGGACUCAUCAUUUCUGUUGGACUUCUCCUCGCCUCAGUUUUCUUCACAGUCCUCGGGGUCCAUCUGAACAAGUGGACUCUGGACCGCAGGCUGGGCCUGGCCUGCCUCUUCAUGUACGCCGUCUUUCUCUGCUUUUCCAUCCUCAUUGAGUUCAACGUCUUCAUGUUUGUCAACCUCCCCAUGUGUCGGGACAUCCACUGA